Molecule: messenger RNA, 1973 nt
Organism: Lontra canadensis (Northern American river otter)
Lineage: Eukaryota; Metazoa; Chordata; Mammalia; Carnivora; Mustelidae
Product: zinc finger protein OZF-like
Exons: 1
Source: RefSeq, a predicted model, not a curated record
AAUUCUGUAAUCAUUUUCCUGUAAAGCAUAAUGUUUCCAUAGGAAGAAGUACCUCUGAAUAUUACAAACAUGACACGAUGAAUAAGGCACUAAAAAACAAGGCAGGCUCUUCAGGAAGCAAGUACAGAGACUGUUUGGACAAUAGGCUUGGAUUAAGCUUUCAUUCACAUCUGGCUGAGCUACAGAGAUUUCAACCCCAAGAGGAAAUUCAUGAAAGUAAUCAAGCUGAGAAGUCUACCAGAAAGACUUCAGUUUCACUUCAAAAAAUUCCUUCUAGUGUCAAAACCAACAUUUUUAAUAAAUAUGGGAAGGUUCUUAUGCAUCCUUCAUUAUGGACACACCACCAGAGAGUACUCAAUAGAGAAAAUCCUUACAAAUGUAAUGAGUAUGGGAAGGCUUUUAGCCAUUGUUCAACCUUAGCUACGCAUCAAAGAAUUCAUUCUGAGCAGAAACCUUACAAAAGUAACGAGUGUGGCAAAGCCUUUAAGAGGUUCUCAAACCAUACAAGGCAUCAGAGAAUCCAUACCGGAGAGAAAACAUAUAAAUGUAAUAUCUGUGGUAAAGAUUUUGCCACACGGUCACAUCUCUGGGGUCAUGAGCGAAUUCAUACAGGAGAGAAGCCUUACAAAUGUAAUGAGUGUGGCAAAGCCUUUUCUGAUAGUUCAUAUCUUGCUCAACAUAAGAAUUUCCAUUCCGGACAGAAACCUUACAAAUGUAAUCAAUGUGGCAAGGAUUUUGCCACACGUUCACACCUUUGUAUUCAUAAGAGAAUUCAUACUAGAGAGAAACCAUUUCGAUGUAAUGUAUGUGGUAAGAAUUUUAUGAUACCUUCACAGCUUUGGGGUCAUGAGCGGAUUCAUACUGGAGAGAAGCCUUAUAAGUGUACUGAGUGUGGCAAAGCCUUUUCUAGUGGUUCAAAUCUUGCUCAACAUAAGAGAAUCCAUUCUGGAGAGAAACCUUACAAAUGUAAUCACUGUGGUAAGGAUUUUACCACACGGUCAUACCUUUGGAGUCAUGAGAGAAUUCAUACUGGAGAGAAACCUUACAAAUGUAAUGAGUGUGGCAAAGCCUUUAUCAGGAGUUCAAAUCUUACUCAACAUAAGAGAGUGCAUGAUGGGGAGAAACCCUAUAAAUGUAAUGUAUGUGACAAGGCCUUUAGUCAGAAUGCAAGCCUCACUGUUCACCAAAGAAUUCAUACUGGGGAGAAACCUUAUAAAUGUCAUGAAUGUGGGAAAGCCUUUAAGCACUACUCAAGCAUCAAUAAACACCAUAAUACACAUAGAGAGAAGACACAAAUAUAAAGUGGUAAGACCUUUAUUAAAUAUUUAUACCUUUGGAGUCAUGAGAGAAUUCAUACCAGAGAGGAACCUUACAAAUGUCACGAAUAUGGCAGAUCCUUUAAGCGCUGUUCAAGCUUGAGUAGAUACCAGAAUAUACAUAGAGUGAAGAUAUAGAUGUAAAGCCUGUGGUAAGGCUUUUGUUAAAUAUUCUCACCUUUGGAGUCAUAAGGGAAUUCAUAAUGCAAAGAAACCUCACCAAAGAAUGUAGUACAGCUUUCAUGCCAUGGCCUGUCCUCAGGAUUCACCAAAGAUUUCACGAGAAAACCCUACUAAUAUAAUGAGUGCUGGUACAUUGCUUAAGCAAUGUUAACCUGCAAUGUACAAUCAGAGACUUUAGUAGUAUGAACUAAGUCUAAUUUUUGAAGAUUAAUUAAAUCAAGUGUUAAACUCUGCAGGAAAAUUAAAAGUCAAAAUGUUUUAAAAUUCAUGAGAUGAAGGGUGUCAAAGGAGCAGGGAUAUCUGUGGAACAACCUGUUUCAGCUUGUUCAGUCUAUAUGAUCUUUUAAUUUUCUGUUUCUUGAUGAAAUUAUUUGAUUAUGGACUUUGGACUCGUGAUUGAAAAUCUGUUAAUGAUAUGUCUUCAUUACAGACCUUUCAUGAAUUGCCACAUGUGUCUGUGAUGGUUCCUUUUGU